Molecule: messenger RNA, 1623 nt
Organism: Leptosia nina
Lineage: Eukaryota; Metazoa; Arthropoda; Insecta; Lepidoptera; Pieridae
Source: the annotation of a GenBank genome assembly
AUGAGCGCCAAGUUAAAAUCCAUGCUUUUAGAACAGCUCAAGAACUACACUACUAGAAAUGUAGAUAUUUAUAAGCACUUGACCAACAUUAAUGUGUCCUAUAAACAUUCGGACAAUAUUUAUGAGGUUAACUUAUCACCCAGGUCAAAAGAACAGGAUGUAUCUGAUCCAGAAGAUGAAUCUUUGAUGUUUCAAGUCGAUAGAAAUCUUGUCAUUAAAAAUGUACUUGAUGGUAUUCGACAUCAUGAGAGACAAGUUAACACUACACCUAAGAAAAUCGUAAUUGAAUUUAGCUCACCAAACAUAGCCAAACCGUUUCAUGUUGGGCAUUUGAGAUCAACUAUAAUUGGGAAUUUUAUAGCAAAUAUAAACACAUACUUCCAAAAUAAUGUAGUAAAAAUUAAUUAUUUAGGAGAUUGGGGAACUCAGUUUGGCCUUUUGCAAUACGGAUUGAAAGCAAAAAAUUUAACUAUUAAUGAUUUAAAAGACAACUCAAUUAAAACACUGUACAAUGUUUAUGUAGAAACAAAUAAAUUGGCUGCUACAGAUGAAACAAUACAAAAUGAAGCCAAGAAAAAUUUCUCUAAUAUAGAACAAGGAACAGCAGAUUUAGAGACAUGGAAACACAUAAGAGAAAUUACAGUUGCAGAAUUAGAAUCAGUGUAUCAUCGAUUAGGUAUUAAAUUUGAUCAGUAUGAAUGGGAAUCAGAUUAUAACGGUAAAGCUAUAAAAGAUAUAAUAACUUUAUUAGAAGGGAACAAGAUAAUAUAUACUCAUGAAACAGGAAAGAAAAUUGCUAGAGUCAACGAUAGAGAUGUUACUGUAUUAAAGAGUGAUAAUGCAACUUUAUAUCUAUCAAGAGAUAUAGCCGCCUUGAUAAAAAGGUAUGAGAAGUAUAAGUUUGAUAGAAUGUUAUACAUUGUUGACAAUGCACAAACAGAUCACUUCAAUGCUGUUAUUAAUAUUGUUGGAAGAGUUAAUGAGGUAUGUGCCGAGGCCUGUGAACAUGUUAAGUUUGGAAGAAUCAAAGGGAUGAGUACUAGGAAAGGAAAUGUCAUAUUCCUUAAUGAUAUUUUGGAUGAAGCAAAAUCGAAAAUGCACGAAAAGCAACAGCAGUCUAAAAAUACAAGGAAAUCAGCAAUAAACAAAGAAACAUGUGACAUAUUAGGGACUACAGCAGUUAUAAUUAAUGACUUAAAGCAGAGAAGAAAGAAAGACUACAUAUUUGACUGGAGUAGAGCUCUGCAAACUGAAGGAGAUAGUGGCAUAAAACUUCAGUACCUUCAUUGUAGGUUGUGGAGUUUAGAAAAGAAUUCUGGUGCAGUUCUUCCAGACUUCUGUGAACCAGAUCUGCUAGAUGAAGAAAUCAUUGGUGAUAUAGUAACAGAAUUAGCAAAAUUUGAUAAUGUUCUACAGAGAGCUUAUUAUGAACAAGAAGCAUGUAUACUUGUAAAUUAUUUAUUUAAACUCUCACGCUAUGUCAACAGAAUGUUCAAUGAAGUCAAAGUUAAGGGUUCAAGUGAUGACUUAGCAUCACAAAGGCUUCUUGUGUAUUAUUGUGUAAGAAGAGUUGUGAAUACUAGUCUUAAAAUCUUAGGUGUAAAACCUUUAUAUGAAAUGUAA